AUGGAGACGGCCGCGCGCGAGGCCCGCGAGCGCGCGGAGAACCUCAACCAUUAUAACAACAAUGCUGGGACGGACGAGGAGGAGGGCGAGAGCAUGCCCGGGGAGGCCACAAGCAUCCCGGAUGGGGAAAGUUCGAUUCCCGGGAUCACCGCGAAUGUCUCGCCCCACGCUGAGGAUACCUCCCCGAUACCGACCGAGGAAAUACCACGGGUUGAGAUUGGCAAGUUGGAAACGACCCAACCGUCAGGGGAUGUGCCAUUCGUCGAGGCUGGCAAUUUGGAAACCCCUAAUUCGAACUCUGUGCUUGUUGAUCUGGCUUCUCCUAAUAAAAAAUAG
Molecule: messenger RNA, 336 nt
Organism: Phytomonas sp. Hart1
Lineage: Eukaryota; Euglenozoa; Kinetoplastea; Trypanosomatida; Trypanosomatidae
Source: the annotation of a GenBank genome assembly